AUGGCGGUCGAUGAUUCAGACCAAUUACUUAUGGACGUCGAUCAAUUGGAUUUUUUAGACGACGGAACGGCGCAAGUUAGUGAUCACAAGAUUGAUGAAGAGGAACAAUUAUAUGAAAGGGACCCAGUCAGUGGGGUUAUCCUGGUUCCUAUGACUGUAAAUGAUCAACCAAUUGAAAAAAAUGGAGAUAAAUUGCCUUUGAAGUUCAUACUGGGGCCACUUUCCUACCAAAAUAUGGGAUUCAUAACUGCAAAAGAUAAAUAUAGCCUUUAUCCUGUCAAAAUUCCCAGAGUAGAUACCAGUAAAGAGUUUUCUACGUACGUUUCAGGUUUAUUCGAAAUAUAUCGUGAUUUGGGUGAUGACAGAGUGUUUAAUGUACCAACGAUUGGAGUUGUUAAUUCUAGUUUCGCAAAGGAGCAUAAUGCAACAGUAAACUUGGCUAUGGAGGCAAUUCUGAAUGAAUUGGAAGUAUUUAUUAGCGGCAUCAAGGACCAGAAUGGGAGAUUGAACAGAUUUUAUGAGUUAGAAGAAUCUUUAACCAUUUUGAACUGUCUGAGAACAAUGUACUUCACACUAGAUGGUCAGGAUGUAGAAGAGAACAGACCAAAAUUUAUUGAGUCACUGUUAAACUGGAUUAAUAGAUCAGACGGUGAACCAGAUGAAGAAUAUAUUGAACAAGUAUUUUCGGUGGAAGAUUCGACGCCCGAUAAAAAAGUAUUCGAAACACAAUAUUUUUGGAAGCUUUUGAAUCAGCUAGUAUUAAGAGGCUUGCUCCCCCAAGCUAUAGGUUGCAUUGAAAGAUCAGAUCUUUUACCAUAUUUGAAUGAUACAUGUGCAGUCUCAUUUGAUGCAGUAAGUGACUCUGUAGAACUCCUGAAACAAUAUCCAAAAGAUUCAUCCAGUACAUUUAGAGAAUGGAAAAAUUUGGUGCUAAAAUUGGGUCAGGCCUUUGGUAGUUCUGCUACUGAUAUUUCCGGUGAAUUGCGGGAUUAUAUUGAAGAUUUCUUGUUAGUAAUGGGCGGAAAUCAACGGAAAAUUUUGCAAUAUUCAAGGACGUGGUAUGAAUCCUUUUGUGGGUUUUUAUUAUACUAUAUCCCCUCAUUAGAAUUAUCAGCGGAAUAUUUACAAAUAUCACUGGAAUCUAAUGCCGUUGAUGUAACAAAUGAUUGGGAGCAAUCAUGCGUCGACAUAAUUAGUGGUAAGAUACAUUCUAUUCUACCGGUAAUGGAAUCUUUAGAUAGUUGCACAGCAGCAUUCACCGCUAUGAUUUGUGAAGCAAAAGGUUUAAUAGAGAAUGUGUUUGAGGGUGAUAAAAGUAUUGGUGAAUACGAUAAUGAAGAUAACGAAUUACUUGAGGAUCUAUUCUCUUAUAAGAACGGUAUGGCAUCUUAUAUGUUAAACAGCUUCGCUUUCGAGUUGUGUUCACUGGGUGAUAAGGAACUAUGGCCCGUUGCCAUUGGAUUGAUAGCUUUAUCUGUUACUGGGACGAGAAGUGCAAAGAAAAUGGUGAUUGCAGAACUGCUUCCACAUUAUCCAUUUGUUACGAAUGAUGACAUUGAAUGGAUGCUAAGCAUAUGUGUAGAAUGGAGAUUACCAGAAAUAGCGAAGGAAAUAUACACCACGUUGGGCAACCAAAUGCUAUCGGCACACAAUAUUAUUGAAAGUAUCGCAAAUUUCAGUAGAGCUGGCAGAUAUGAAUUGGUGAAGUCAUAUUCAUGGCUAUUAUUUGAAGCUUCGUGCAUGGAGGGCCGGAAGUUAGAUGACCCCGUGUUAAAUGCUAUUGUGAGCAAAAAUGCAGCUGCAGAGGAUGACGUUAUAAUACCAAAAGAUAUUUUAGACUGUGUAGUGACGAAUGCCAUGCGUCAAACUUUAGCGCCAUAUGCCGUUCUGUCACAAUUCUACGAGCUGAGAGACAGAGAGGAUUGGGGCCAAGCAUUACGUCUAUUGCUUUUGCUAAUUGAGUUUCCUUAUUUACCAAAGCAUUACUUGGUUUUACUUGUGGCGAAGUUCCUGUACCCAAUUUUCCUUUUAGAUGAUAAGAAGCCAAUGGAUGAAGAAUCAGUGGCGACAGUAAUUGAAGUUAUAGAAACUAAAUGGGAUGAAGCAGAUGAAAAAAGCUCAAACUUAUAUGAAACUAUCAUUGAAGCAGAUAAAAGUUUACCUAGUAGCACGGCGGGGCUUUUGAGAAAUUUAAGAAAGAAAUUAAACUUCAAAUUAUGUCAAGGCUUCAUGUAA
This is a messenger RNA of Saccharomyces paradoxus, 2235 nucleotides long. RefSeq names its product Nup85p (gene NUP85). Gene Ontology annotation, cellular component: nuclear pore outer ring. The coding region runs from base 1 to 2235 and encodes 744 amino acids. Lineage: Eukaryota; Fungi; Ascomycota; Saccharomycetes; Saccharomycetales; Saccharomycetaceae. Gene Ontology annotation, molecular function: structural constituent of nuclear pore. The record is from RefSeq and is a predicted model, not a curated record. The transcript has a single exon. Gene Ontology annotation, biological process: positive regulation of DNA-templated transcription; protein import into nucleus; mRNA export from nucleus.